UUCGUCUUAUUUUCAGUUGUUUAUAAGCCGUUGAAUUGUUAAGUUGCCUAGAAUCGGUAAAUAAUUCGAACGGAUAAUAUUUGGCGGAUUAAAAAUAGCAUUUUAUUUCUUACUUGAUUUUUCUCCUGGAUAUUUGGAAACAACAAAAAUACAAAAAAAAAAAAACAAAAAUAAUGAAAAAGAAAAAAAUAACGUAAAUAAAAGAAUGUGAAUAAAAAAAAAAUUUUUAAAUUGAGAAAGAAAUGGAUGAUAAGCAAAAAAAAAAAAAAGUAAAUAAAUGAUAUCAACAUCCGCUCUUAAAGUUUUACUUGUUCUGGCAUUAAAUAAACAAAUUUCUUGAAUAUCGUGUAUAGUGUUUUGAUAAUUCUGUUAAGAAAUUUGAUCAUCUGUGAAAAAAUUUGAUAUAAAAAUAUAAAAUAUACAUAAAAGCAUUUAAAAUAUUAAAAUAUAUAAAAAAAAAUAUUUCAAAUGUGUUAAAUACCUACAUAUGUUCAUAAAUGUUCAAAGGUCAUGUUUAAAACGUUAAAAGAUAAUCUAUUAAGAAAAAAAAUUGAAAUUAAAAUACUGAAAUAAAAUAUUUUCAAAAAUAUUCAAAAAAUAACAGCAAAAGAAAAAAGUAAAUCAUUGUGUAUAAAAUUAUUAUGGCAACAAAUGCCCCUCUAAUGUUGGCAUUGCCACAAUCAAACUCAACUUCAAAUUCUAAUUCUUCAAAUAAUCUUGGAUUAAAGAACUCACCACAAGCGAUAUCAUCAAUUUUUGAUUAUAUUCAACAUUUAACUGCAGCCGUAGCAGCUUUAGCUGCAGCUACAUCAACUGAUGUUAAAGGAAAUUUGAUGGGAUGUUCAUCAGUCGCCAAUUCAUUAUUAUCAACGGCUGCUGCAUCAGGUAGUAAUGUUUCGCGUAUGGAAGAUUAUUUAGUAUCACAACAAACGGAAUUACCAGGUGGUCAUAAUUUAUCUAAUCAUCGAUCAACGCAUCAUUUACUAAGAUUUGCACCGUAUGCGUUGCAUCGGCCACAACUACAAAGUGCUCCAAUAUCACAACAGCCAUCUCUUUAUUUACCAGUAUCACUUCAUCAUAAUAAUGGUAGUUCUAGUUCCGGUAAUCCAUCAUAUUCACAUCACUUAAGUCAUCAUCCACAUUUACAUUCACACCAUCACCAUCAUCAUCAUCAUCAUCACCAAAAAAUUGGUAGCCCUAAACGUUCAAAUUCACCAUCGGUAAUCGAAGGUACACAUAUAGGUCAUUUAUAUCCCGAAAUUUUAGAAAUGAUAUUUGAAAAGUUAUCAGUGAGAGAUCGUGGAAGAGCUGCACAAGUAUGUACAUCUUGGCGUGAUGCAGCUUAUUCAAAGAGCGUAUGGAAGGGUGUUGAAGCAAAACUACAUUUAAAACGUUCCAGUCCAAAUUUAUUUCCAUCGCUAGUCAAAAGAGGUAUUAAAAAGGUUCAAAUUCUAUCACUACGAAGAACUUUAAAGGAUGUUGUUGUUAAUGUACCACAAUUAACUGAAUUAAAUUUAAGUGGAUGUUAUAAUGUUACUGAUAUGAAUUUAGGACAUGCAUUUUCAAUAGAUUUACCAAAUUUAAAAGUAUUAGAUUUAUCAUUAUGCAAACAAAUAACGGAUUCUAGUUUAGGUCGUAUAGCACAAUAUUUAAAAAAUUUGGAAACACUUGAAUUGGGUGGUUGUUGUAAUAUAACUAAUACUGGAUUAUUAUUAAUAGCCUGGGGUUUAAAAAAAUUGAAACAUUUAAAUUUACGAUCAUGCUGGCAUAUAAGUGAUCAAGGUAUAGGUCAUUUAGCAGGAUUAAGUAAAAAAACAGCUGAGGGUAAUCUAGCUUUAGAAAGUCUAGGAUUGCAAGACUGUCAACGUUUAAGUGAUGAAGCAUUAGGACAUAUUGCACAAGGUUUGACAUCACUAAAAGUAAUUAAUUUAAGUUUUUGUGUAUCAGUUACGGAUAGUGGCCUAAAACAUUUAGCAAAAAUGCCUGAAUUGCAAGAAUUAAAUUUACGUUCAUGUGAUAAUAUAUCAGAUAUUGGAAUGGCAUACUUAACAGAAGGAUGCACCGGUUUAACAUGUUUAGAUGUUAGUUUUUGUGACAAAAUAACGGAUCAUGCUUUAGCACAUAUUGCAAAUGGAUUAGAUAAUUUAAAAUCACUUAGCUUAAAUCAGUGCCAAAUAACUGAUGAAGGUAUAGAGAAAAUAGCUAAGUCAUUAAGGGAUUUAGAAGUAUUGAAUAUAGGGCAAUGUAUAAGAAUAACAGAUAAUGGAUUAAAAUUUUUAGUUGAAUCAUCUAGUGGAAAAUCAUUAAAAUCAAUAGAUUUAUAUGGUUGUACACAAUUAUCAUCGAAUGGAUUAGAUUGUAUAAUGAAAUUACCAAAAUUAUCUAAACUUAAUUUAGGAUUAUGGGUUGUAAGAUGAUGUGGGUAAGCUCAAAUUUAAGUCUGUUUAAUAAAAUUUUAAUAAAUUUUUGUAUAAAAAAUAAUUUUUACUACUUACUAUUAUAGUAAAUUUUGAGAAAAAUUGAAUUUUGUAAUUUUUUAUGAAGAAUAAAGUACAGAUAUGUUUUAUAUGGCUAGAGAUAUAUUUGAUAAAGUAAUUAAAUAAUUAAAAUAUUCCUGUAUUGUAACUUCAAGUAUGCAAAAAUUUGUCACCGAUCAAAAUUUCAUAUUUGGAUUUUUAGUUUAUCGAACAUUACUUAUUUUCCCCUAUAACACUUCUUCAAAUUAAGUCACAUUUUUUCUAAAUUAUUGUGUUUUAUUCUAAAAUUCAUUCGACCCAAUUCAAUAUUAAUGAACUUAAGAUGCUACAAGUUUGAUAAGGAAAACUACAAGAAUUAUGGAAAAUAUAUUACGAUUUUUUUUUUUACAAAAAUACUUAUUGGAUUACCGAAAUUAAUCCGGCAACAGUAUAUUCUUGUUUUCGAAAAUUUUUUAUCAUUCUAUUACUUCGCUUAGUAGAUUCGGUAUAGAAUUAUAUUCUUUGAAAACCGUUACAAUUAGUUUCCUUACUAUCGAAAAAUAUUUCAAAUUUUGAUUUGAAUUCUCAUACAAAUGAGUGUAUACAUGUAUGUCGUAUACAAGGUAUAAUUGUAUUUGUGCCAAUAGAACAAUAAUGUCUAUGUAGUGUACAUGCGCAUUUAAAUAUCGUUAUGUAAGAACCAUAGAAAUUGAUCGCACAAUUUGUACAUUUAUGAACUGUAGAUCUUUUGAAAGGUUCUAUAAGGAAUUCUACAAAUGAACAUUGCGAAAGUGCAAUUUCACUUUUAGUAAUAUCACAUUAGAAUUCAGCAUUUUUCAUUUUUUGAAUUGAAAUGUUUCAUAAUUCUUAUUUUGGAAUUAUAAUUUGAAAGAACUCAUCUUUUAUUGAAUUGAACAUGAUUUGUAGGGUUUUGAUAGAAGCAAGAGAUUAUGUGAUUAAAACGGACAAAACCUAGAAAGCCCUGAGCCGGUCUAUGAAAAAUUUAAAAAAGCUAUUCAUUCCUUGUUCUUGAUGAAUAAUGAUUUCUCAACGUAUUUUAAUUUUACAAUUUAAAUUUGACCCUUUCAGCGGAUAUGUAAAAUUAGACUACAAUUGAGUUACAAAAAAAGAUUGGGUUUGGUAAUCGUGGGGAAGAAUAAAAAAAAAUGUUAAUUGGAAUGGUUCGCUCUUCUGUAGAGCUGGCUCUUUUUAGUCUCAUUUACUAUAGUGCAAGACAAAAGUUGAUUUAGUUAAAAUUAGCUUUCUCUCAAAGGCCAAAUUGAAUUAUUCUUUAUGUAUUGUUGCAAAAUUAAACUAUUGGAGCCAUAUACGUUGUUCACUGCAGAGUAGAUUAAAAUUUUGCUAAUGAAAUUAAUAGAUGCUAUUAGUCGAUCUAAUAAUGUCAAAAAUAGUGCCAUUUCUUCAUUUAAAAACUAAGAUAAAUUCAUAAGAUCUUUCCAAUUUGAUGUUGCAUGGUUAGGUAAAUAAAGUUCCCAGCACCUGACAUUAGUUAAAACAGAUAGAUAAACAAAACAAGUUUUUUAUUUUAUUGAAAAUUACAAAAAAAAAAAUGUAAUUAUUUUUUUAUAAUAAAAUAAAAUAAACUUACAUGAAAAAAUGAUUACUCACCACAAAAUUAACGAUAAUAGCUUUCAUUAUGAUUAUUCAUCCAAUAAUAUUGUUCAUACAAAAAAUUUUCAAUGACGUUAACCUUAAAAGUGUGAGUAACAAAAAAUUUAUUGUAUAGGUAUAUAAUUUGACAGAUAUAUGUAAUAUUUUUUAGUAAUAUAAUUUGAUUUGUCAAAUAUACAUAUAUGUAAAAUUAAAGGUUGUAAAGUCAAAACAUUACAUUCAUAUUUCAUUUAUGUAUUUUACAAAAAAACUGAUGUGACAAACAUAAUUUCUUUAUUAACAAAAUGUCAUCUCAGUUUAACAAAUACUUUAACCAUGCAUUUUUCUUCAUAAGUUUGCGGUUGUCUUAUUUUGUGUUAUUUUCCAUUGGCUGAAUAAGUUUAUUAAUGUUCAAUUCAAUGAUUUCAAAUCAUAAUUUAACAUGUCGAAUUAAAAUACUAUUAUUACCAAAUAUUUGUAAUUAACAAAUUUUUGUUAAAAUUAUUGAAAAAUUUCUGGACAGGCGUUGAUAGCGGCGAUAUUUUGUUCAUAUCCCAUUAUGAACUUAGUCAUACAUCUAGUAGUGAUGCCUUGGAUUGAAAUUAUUAAUCUAACUUACAUUUGUGUGACACUGUUCAUGUAAUAUUUACAAUGUUUCAGCUUCAAAAAAUAAAUUCUAUUAAACAUUAGCUAUCGUCACAGUAUACACUACAAUCAUUUUUCUUAUUAAAAAUGGAACUUUCUCCCUUUGAAUGAUUCUUCUCGAAAUUGAUCUAUUCAUAUCGUAAUAUGUUUUCCGAUAUUGUCUUUGUUAUUCUUCAGAAAACAUUAAUUGUUAUUUCACAAAUUUAGUCAUAUUUAAAAAUUUAUUUUUGUCAGAACUCUUUAAACUUACUUGUUCAAUACUUAAUAUAUGAAAAGCCUUUGUAACACUUUGCCAUACAGGAGCAUUUUUUACUGAUUACACUUUAUCAAAUACCACAUUAUACCUACAAAUUAUUGUUACUCAAAAUUUAUAGUACCUAUAAUAGUAAUUAUAAAAAUUACGGAAAAAAACUCACAAAAUAAUUUAUACAAUAUCUUUGAAACUGAAAGCAUACUAUUUACUAAA
This is a messenger RNA of Condylostylus longicornis, 5178 nucleotides long. RefSeq names its product F-box/LRR-repeat protein 14 (gene Ppa). Gene Ontology annotation, biological process: SCF-dependent proteasomal ubiquitin-dependent protein catabolic process. The coding region runs from base 642 to 2417 and encodes 591 amino acids. Gene Ontology annotation, cellular component: SCF ubiquitin ligase complex. The transcript has a single exon. The record is from RefSeq and is a predicted model, not a curated record. NCBI's taxonomy places the organism in Eukaryota, Metazoa, Arthropoda, Insecta, Diptera, Dolichopodidae. Gene Ontology annotation, molecular function: protein binding.